AUGGCGACGCGUGGGGAAGCGGUGCACGAUGGCGGGAGGGUUCCGGACCCGACUAGCGACAAGUUUGAGUCCGAAUCCGGUGAAGACACUCGUCAGAGCAAAAUUCAGUCGAGAAUCCAGAAGAUCAUCGGUCUGAAGAAGUACGCGAGAGACUACCGAGUUAUCAAAACUGGCUGUCUGGUCCUGGCUUGGGUAGCAAUGGGCUUGUACCAUCGUCUCCCGUCCCCCACCCUGAUAGACCUGAAGGACCGUCUCGGCGUGAACUACGAGGAAAUCUCGCGAGUUUUGCUCUGCCACACCAUCGGCUACUUCCUCUCCAACAUGGCGGCAGGGGUCGUCGUGGAUCUGUACCCAGCUCUGGUGGACAUGGUGAUCGCCUCCUCCCUCCUGGCGGCGGCUGUCGGCUCCAUCGGCACGCCCUGGUCCCGCUCCCUGGCGCUCACCGGCAUCUGUCAGCUGCUCACCGGGUUCGGACACGGAGCCACUGACACAGCUGGCACCGUGACGGUGCUCCAACUGUGGGGGGACAACUCCGCUCCCGCUCUCCACAUCAUCCACAUGGGGUACCCUUUCAUCGCGAUCCUGGUCCCCUUCAUGGCCCAACCUUUCCUCUCCCGGCGUCCCGAAGUCAACGGCACCGCCACGCCGCCUCCUCUCACUGUGGAGGAAGCCUGGAGAACGUCCAGGAUCGAGCAGGCUUAUCUUAUACCGACUUUUGUCUCAGCUGCCGUCUGUGUCAUCUUCUUGGCCUUCCAUUUCUACUUCUCUCCGAAGUAUCAGCCGGAUCUUUCUCGCCCGGAUUUUUUGGCUUGCUUCAAACCGAAGAAAAAACAACAACCAGAUCCGGAUUCAACAGAUCCGGAUUCUACUUAUCCGGAUUCUACAGGUCCGGAUCCGGAACAACAACCGUUUUGGAGCCGUUUUUUCUCGUGCUGGAGUUCAAAGCUUUGCCUCUCCUUCAAGGAGCUCUUCUCACCUGACAGGUGCGUGAAGGGGGAACCUGUUCUCGGCUCUUUCUACGUCGUCAUGCUGUUCCUGUUCUAUCUGACGUACCUUGCCGGGGAGGCGUCGCUGUUUGAGUACCUGUUCGCCUACAGCGUGGAGAGCGGACUGUUUGACAAAGACGGCGCGACUCUGGUGUACUCCUGCUUCUGGGCAUUCUUUCUCAUCGGGCGAGGGUUCGGCGCGUUCGGCUCCCACUGGGUGCCGCUCGGUUUGCUCAUAGGGUUGUCGAUUUUCCUGCUCCAGAUUGUUGGAAUCGAGUACUCCGUGUGGGGGGUGAACGACAGCACGGUGUUCUGGGUUCUCACCUGCGCGGCCGGUUUUUGCUGUGGCCCGAAUUUCCCCGCUUGCUCAUCCUGGGCCAACCACUACUUAAACGUGACGGGAGUGAUUGUGGUCGUCAUGUUCGUCGGGGCGUCUUUCGGCGGCAUGAUUGGCACCUAUGCUACCGGAUACUUCUUCGAGUACGCCGGGAUAGACUCGAUGUUUCACGGUUAUAUCGGCUACGUGGCCAUCACCAUCCUGGUGUUCUCCACCAUGCAGUUCUCCGUAUCCGUCCUGUUUAAGGACAGGAUGCAGAGGGCGGCAGAACAGGACCAGGAGGAGGAGGAACCGGAGGUUGAGGCAAUCACCAAGGUCUAGAGUUAUAUAAUCAUGCCUUUUCAACAUCACAGAGAACACCUUAGACUUCGUGCUGUGCCUGAUAGCACGUCGGGCAGCAAGCUUCACUUCCAGGGGUCGAAAUUAAUU
Messenger RNA from Branchiostoma belcheri (Belcher's lancelet), 1752 nucleotides. Its product is annotated as sodium-dependent glucose transporter 1-like. Bases 1 to 1644 code for a protein of 547 amino acids. The transcript has 5 exons. Gene Ontology annotation, biological process: transmembrane transport. The record is from RefSeq and is a predicted model, not a curated record. Lineage: Eukaryota; Metazoa; Chordata; Leptocardii; Amphioxiformes; Branchiostomatidae.